AUGCAGUCCAUCAGAGACAUGAAGUCCAACUUUAGUACUCCGUCGUCCUCUAUUCCCGGUGGUCCCGAUGCUUAUCGCCAAGGCAACAUCAGGAUGACUCUGGAGAACCCAGAACUCUGGAAGUCCUUCCAUGAAAUAGGAACAGAGAUGAUUAUCACUAAACCAGGCAGGAGAAUGUUUCCACACUGUAAAAUCAACCUUUCUGGACUAAUUCCAUGUUCCAAGUACAUCUUGUUGGUUGACAUGAUACCUGUGGAUGGUUUCAGGUAUAAGUGGAAUAAAGAGAAAUGGGAAGUGACUGGGAAGGCGGAGCCGCAGCCUCCUUGUCGGACGUACCUGCACCCAGACUCUCCGGCCCCUGGGAGCCACUGGAUGAAACAGUCGGUGUCCUUCCUCAAGCUCAAGCUCACCAACAACACUCUGGACCAACAUGGCCAUAUCAUUUUGCAUUCCAUGCACUGCUAUCAGCCGCGCUUCCACAUUGUCCAGGCAGAAGACAUGUACAGUGUACGCUGGAGUGUCUUCCAGACCUUCACCUUCUCUGAGACCUCCUUCACCUCAGUCACCGCUUACCAGAACACUAAGAUAACAAAGCUGAAGAUUGACCACAACCCAUUUGCGAAAGGCUUCCGAGACGAAGGAACUAAUACAAAAAAGCGUGCUAACAGAAUCCCAGCCUCAACAGAGAAAAAAGCAAAGGAAAUGGAUUAUCUAAGCAAAGACUCAUAUGAGGACAGCCCUUCAAGCUUACACAUGUCAUCAUAUGAGGGAUACGAAGGAGAGCGGGCAGAACUCACUGAGAGAAAAGAGGAGGAAGUGGUGGAAGAGGAGCACUACUCCCCCUGGGGGCCUGAGAGGGAGCAUGGACUCCACGACCAGACAGACACACCCCCUGGACCCGACGUCAGGGACAUGUACAAUGCAGAGCAGCUAGUACCAGCCCCAGCUUCAUACCAGCCUUACAGGUUCCAUAAAUACGGGAGGUCUCCAUCUCCCUCAUCCAACCUGAGCAGCAGCAAUGGCGGUUCUGGACGGGCCAGCUUUGAGUCCAGAGUCCCUGAUGUAGCCACAGUCCCAGAGCAUGAGGCCUCCAAGCCCUCUGUUCAUGAGAUUAGACCAUCUCCCUGUGGCCCGCAGCCCCUUGCAAGACAUCAUCCGGACUACACAGGGGUGCUCAACAUGGCCCAAGCAGGCAAGCCAGGGGUCCUCAGCCACCACAUCUACAGCCCUUACGGCACAGAGCAGACCCUGGGCCAGUGGAGCAGCCCCAGCCAUGCCCAGUACCCUCCCCCUCACCACCUGCCCACUGACUACAGUACCCCGGCUGUGCACCACGGAUAUCACCAUGGCAACGUGGCUGAGUGGAGCCAGUACCCACUCUUCUCCUACUCAUGCUGGUGAACCAUUUCCUCACAGUUUCUCCCAAAAGAGAAGGACUGCGGUCUCACAGGUGACUCAGUGAGACCUCAUAAAUGCUACUAUGCUGUCAUACCUGUGUUUCCCCUAGAGGCCUGUCCCAAGUCCAGCAUCACACCCUGAUGGCUGCUGGUCCAGAGCUCAUGGCCAUGCCACUGCAUGCUGAGGCUGAGGGAGAAGGACCGGGGUCCGAAGAAACAUCAGCAAGCAGAAAUGAUAAUGGAGUGGAACAGAGACAAUAUGCUUUAGAAUGACUACCAGAGUUGUGCUGUUGACUCGUCUGAUAUCACAGCUGGCUUUAGGCCUGAAAAAUUAAUAUGUUCCUACCCAAUUAUAUGUUUAUUGUUGAAUUGUCUA
This is a messenger RNA of Salvelinus fontinalis (brook trout), 1773 nucleotides long. Its product is annotated as T-box-containing protein TBX6L-like. Gene Ontology annotation, biological process: heart morphogenesis; cell fate specification; positive regulation of DNA-templated transcription. Gene Ontology annotation, cellular component: nucleus. Gene Ontology annotation, molecular function: DNA-binding transcription factor activity, RNA polymerase II-specific; RNA polymerase II cis-regulatory region sequence-specific DNA binding. The coding region runs from base 1 to 1401 and encodes 466 amino acids. The transcript is spliced from 9 exons. The record is from RefSeq and is a predicted model, not a curated record. NCBI's taxonomy places the organism in Eukaryota, Metazoa, Chordata, Actinopteri, Salmoniformes, Salmonidae.